Messenger RNA from Caenorhabditis angaria, 3325 nucleotides. The record is from the annotation of a GenBank genome assembly. NCBI's taxonomy places the organism in Eukaryota, Metazoa, Nematoda, Chromadorea, Rhabditida, Rhabditidae.
AUGGCUCUUCUCGGGGUCGACACCACAUCGCUGCUAACCCAGCAUCCGCUGGAAAUGCUGCUAAUCAGUGCAAGCUCCCCCGACCCUCACUCAACAAUAAUUAUCGAUCCAAAAACCGGAGUCAGCGCAUGGACCUAUAAAGGUGCAGAGCUUCAAGGUGCCGCACCCGGAGCCCUAGAAAUCCUCGGCGAAGAUGCGGAGCACAUGAUUUUGGCCACAAAAGACGCGCGCUUGGUGCAUUUGAUCGGGGUGCCGAACAAAGAUCGAUUUCAUCAGAAAAUUGUGAUGCCUGCGGCGGUUUCGGCGAUUUGUUCGCUGAAAUCCGGCAAAAUUGUAUUUAUGGCGAUUGGAAAGCAGAUUUUUGCGUGGCUUUUGAGCUCAGGAGAGCUUCUGAGUGUGGUUGAUGCGCAUUAUCAGAAUAUUAGCCGAUUGGUUGUGUCGGACGAUGAUUCGAUGAUUUUUUCGGCUGCCAAAGAUGGAGCCGUGCAUGGCUAUUUGGUUAAUGAGUAAGUUGGGAUUUUCUCGCCGAAAAUUGCUGAAAAUCCAGGUUUUCUGACCAAUUUUCAUGAAAUUUUGGCCAAAAAUGAAAAUAAAUAAUUUUCACGUGACCUUGUUUCCAAAAAUUAUCCAAAAUUCAAUAAAAAUCUGCCUGAAUCUUGAAAUUUCUGCAAUUUUCGUAUAGAAUUUCAGUCAAAAAGUGGAUUUUUGAGUGAAAAUCGAAAAAUUGCUGAAAUUUCAAGGUUCUCGCGCAGGGGAACCUAUCGCCAAUUUUUUUUCGGAAAAAAUGGAUUCAAAUUGGUCUAAGGAGCCUGAAAAUGGCCUAGAAGCCUAGAAGGCCCGAGAAACCCUAUUUUUCAAGUCUCUAGGCUCAGAAUGAACAAAAAAUCCCGAAUUUUUACUCCUAAACCAUAUGAAAACCCAAUUUUCAAGCUCCUAGGCUCAAAAUUGACCAAACCUCUCGAUGUUUAUCUUAAAAAAAAACGAUUUUCAGCCAAUUUUCAUUCCAGACUAAUCUCCUCGGACCGCGAUCACACCAUCACACCAUUCUGCAAAUUCUCCACCCACACCCUCGCCAUAACCGACCUAAAAAUCACCGCAAAUUCCUCGAAUCCACGAAUUCUCACCUCAGGCCGUGAUCAUAUUUGUGCCUAUCAUUCGAUUUCGCUAAACUCCACUCUCCUUAAAAUUUCAGCCGAUCGACCAAUUUCAGCCUGCGCUAUAGAUUUGGCUGAAACUCGUUUAUUUCUAGGCACCGAUUUAGGCAACAUUGCUCAGAUUAACCUGUUCCAAUUAAGCAAUUCGUCGAAUGAAAGAGAGCUGAUUGUGAGCACUUCCGAUGAGCAAAAUUGCAAAUUUCGCAUUUUGAACGGACAUUCCGAUGAGAUUACGAGGAUUUGUGUGAAUUCCGAUGGAAAUUUGAUGGCUUCUGGAGAUUCGACGGGAAAAUAUUGUAUUUGGGAAGUGGCCAGUCAUCAGUGUUUGAAGGUACAUUUGCGGCUGAAAAUGCUGAAAUUUUCAGAAUUUUUGGUGUACAAAUUGUGAAAAAUGAUGGAUUUUGACCACUUUUCGCUAUAAAAAUUGGCAAAAAUCAAGUUUUUAGCCAAACUUAUCUGAAAACCUGCCUGAACCUUGAAAAUUCAUCAAUUUUCGUAUAAAAUUUCAGUCAAAAAGUGGAUUUUUGACUGAAAAUCUGAAAAUUGCUGAAAUUUCAGGGUUCUCGCGCAGGGAAAUCUAUCGUCAAUUUUUUUUGUUGGAAAAGGCCUAAAAUUGGUCCAGAAAGCCCGGAAAUUGGUCUAGAAACCGAUUUUUAUGUUUCUAGACUUCAAAUUGAUCGAAAAACUAGUUUUUUGGCCAAAUUUUGAGCUAGAAAGCUGAAAAAUCCCAUUUUCGCCCACUUUUAUCCGAAAACCUGCCUGAACCUUGAAAUUUCAUCAAUUUUUGUAUGAAUUCCAGUCAAAACCUGGAUUUUUGACUGGAAAUCGAAAAAUUGCUGAAAUUUUAGGGUUCUCGCGAAGGGAAAUGUAUCGCCAAUUUUUUAUUUGGAAACAUGGUCUAAAAUUCGUCUAGGAAGCCUGAAAAUGGUCUAGAAGCCCAGAAAAUGGUCUAGGAAACAAAUUUUUCAAGUUAGAAGCUUCAAAAAUUACCCGAAAAAUCAAUAAACAUCUGAAAACCUGCCUGAACCUUGAAAUUUCAGCAAUUUUUGUAUGAAUUCCAGUCAAAACCUGGAUUUUUGACUGAAAAUCGAAAAACUGCUGAAAUUUCAGGGUUCUCGCGCAGGGAAAUCUAUCGCCGAUUUUUUAUUUGGUAAAGGGGCUCAAAACGGUCUAGAAACCGAUUUUUCAUGUUUCUAGACUCAAAAUUCACCAAAAAUUCUAUAUUUUGGCUUAAAAUGAGCUAGAAGCUGAAAUUCCAGCGUUAAAUUUCGAAUUUCAGGUCUCAAAUAUGCGCGCAGCCAUUCAAACCCUCAAAUUCAUUCCAUUCUUCGACUCAAUUUCCGCAAACUCAGAUCUCGUGCCAAAAAUCCGCCCAAUUUGGGAUCUGAAAAAAGAGCCGACAAAAUUGGAGAAGCUCGCGAUUGAAGUAUCAGAUGACCUGAAUUCCGAAAAAGAUCAAUGGAAAAAUGUGAUCGAUGAGACUUUGGAGCAACUUUUGAGCGGAAAUGUGAGAUUUUUCGAGAUUUUCAAUUGAAAAUUCGAGAUUUUCAGGUGAAUUUUGGUCAGAAAAGUUGUUGUCAUGCUGAAAAUUUGGCUGCUGAAAAUCCAGAAAUUUUGGAGGAAGAUGUGAUUAUUUUGGAAGAUGAUGAGGAUUCGGAAAAAGCGCCUGAAGUUAACCUGAAAUCGAAAAAACGGAAAAAUAAGAAGGGAAAGGUGAGCUGACGCUUUUUCCGUAGAAAAAUCCGGUUAAAAUGAGUCUAGACUCGAUGCUGACGUAUUUUUUGUAGCCUAGUGAUAUUGCGCCAGCUUAUUCCGGUUAAAAUGAGCCCAAACUCGAUGCUGACGUAUUGUUUGUAGUCUACAAAAGUUACGCCAUGAAAAAUUCGCGUCAAUGAAAGUUUGUUGACGCAAUUUUUGUAGCUCACCAAAAUCAAUAAAAUUUACACUUUUCCAGCGCAAAAUUUCACGAAAAACCUGAUUUUUCUGAAAAAAUCUGAAAUUUUCAGCCUCAAACACCUGUAAAACCAUCGCAACAAGCCUCCAAUUCCACUUCUUCUCAAAAUUCCGAACUUCAAAAACAAAUCGACGAACUGAAAGCGGAAAAUAGCAAAUUGAAGCAGAUCAACGCUCAAAUGUACGAAUUUGUGGCCAAAGAAAUGGCGGAGGAUUGA